GCCCUCCGCUUCCCUUCCGCCUGACGUCACGUGACUGGUACUAUUCCCGCUUCCGCCUUUUCUGCCGCCGCCGCUGCCUUCUUUUGCGCCGGCGCGACCUUUUCCCCCUUUCUCCUGAGCGACGACCCCGUAUUUUUACCGGGCGUUGCCGGGAUGGCGGGGCUGAGCUGUCGCUUCGUUUUGCGUUUCGGCCUCGCCAGCCUUCCCGUGCCGGCCGCUUCCCUGUAUCGGACCCUGCGGCCGCCCGACCCUCCGCCUUGGCCGGCGCUGAGACCACCAGUGCGCCAAUUCUCUGCAAAGGCAAAUUCCAAAACUAUAAUUUCUGCCCUGGCCUCAAAAGCCAAAUACAUAAAUGAGAAAUAUGAAAGAUAUCUGGAAAGGACAUUCCCACGUUUCUACAUGCUCUAUUCAACCUUUCUCAAAGGGGUUCGGGUAUUCUAUGCAGAGGUAAAAGAAAUAAGAAGAAUAAAGGUCAACAUGGCACAUAAAAAUAUCCAGUUUCACCAGCUUCCAUACAGGGAGAUGGAGAGACUAAGACAGUUUCGCAGAGAUCUGAUCAAGGCCAUUCCUAUUGGGAUUCUCUCACUUCCACCCUUUGCUAACUACCUGGUACUUUUGCUCAUGUAUCUGUUCCCAAGACAACUCUUGAUCCGUCACUUUUGGACUUCCAAACAACAAGUUGAGUUUCUUGAUGCAUAUCACAAUACAAGGAAGGAGGCAUAUGCUGAAGUGGUUGAAGACCUGAUGCACCUGUCUCGUUUCCUAGCCGAUCCACAGCUUCGAAAACGGAUGUUGCAUCUCUGCAGAAAGGUGCAAGAAGGAUCCCACCCAGAUGUAACAGAACUUAAAGCUGUGAGGACAUUAUUUGAAGGGCAUCCCUUUAGCAUCCAAACUCUCAAUGUUCAACAAACGGCAAUUUUAAGUCGUGUUCUGUUCCUGACGCCUCGCUUGCCGCCUUUCAUCUUAAGAUACCGCCUGCGGACUCACCUGUUAGAACUCUCCCACCUGGACCGAGCCAUGCUGAAACUGGGAGUGAGAGAGCUGUCGGAUGAGGAAGUACAAGUGGCUUGUUAUACCCGGGGCUUGAAUUCUGUCCAUUUCAGCCCAUUACAGUGCAGGCUGUGGCUUGAUCAGUGGCUGGAACUGUCUUGCUCACUGAAAGACACUGAAGCAUCCCUUUUGGCCCAUGGCAUGGUCUUACUUUCCACCAAUUACCUCUCUUCCUCCAAGGGCUGACGAAUGUGCAGUUCCCUCCUGGACCACUUAUGAAGAAAUGCUGUGACAGUGACUCUUGGGCUACAGCAAAGGGAGAAAAAAGGAAUGGAGGUUUUGUUUGCACCAAAGAGGAUGGCAGUAGUCCAGCAGGAGAGGUCAUUCCUCCUGUAGAGGCUAAUAAGUCUGUUCAGAGCACUGCACUGAGGAUGAGUGAAGUCUUUCGCUCUGACCUUCAGGGAGAAGAAACAACUGCAGGCAUCAUGGAGAUGUCUCCACAAGAAAUGCAGAUUCCACAGGACUUUCUGGUCUGGCUCAGCAGUGACAGGCUAAGCUCAAAUUCCAUGUUUGUUUUCAUUGCUUAUCUGCAGUGAGAAGGAGCUCUUGAAUGCAACCAAAAGGACUGAUUUCCUCAAAAAUUGGCACAACCUGAUUCUCUGGGGAAGAGCUUUUGUGCUGCCCCCCACCCAAUCCCCAUAAAUUAAGGAAAAGUUAAAGUGACAUGGGUGAUAACUCAGUGAUCCAUUCCUGAGUUGUCACAGUACGCUGCAAGAGCAUCAGCAAAGCUUGGUCAUUAGUAGUUUCCUUCAAAACACUAUACUGUUCUAUUUAAAAUCAUAAUAAGUGCUUAAACUGUGGUGCUUCUGCUGGACAGAUGAGUUGGCUUUCAGAGGGCAUUAUAAAAUGCAUUUUGGAGUUAUAGAGGGACUCAGGAUUCCAGCCUGUGGCUGCUACCUCUUGCAGAACAGGUUAUGUAUAAUACAGUUUCCCAAAAGCACUUCAUCCCAUUUCUGCAUUUCUAGGUCUUAAAUGCAACCAUAAAACUUAAAGGGAAGGUGUUGUUUAUCCAGCCCGAAGCAAAAACCCCUUGGUUAAAUAAAACUUUUUAAAACAACAAAAAAAAAACCCUUUAGAAUCUGGAAUUCUGGCCAAGGCUGCUUGAAUAUGGAUAGUUCUGCCCCACUUUUUUUAGUAAUUGAACACAAAUGCAGGAAACAUGUAUUGAAUUGAUUAUAUUGUUAUCUGUGAAUAUUUCAUUAAUGAUGGCCAAUAAACACAAUCUCUGGAACCAUCCUA
Molecule: messenger RNA, 2289 nt
Organism: Heteronotia binoei (common prickly gecko)
Lineage: Eukaryota; Metazoa; Chordata; Lepidosauria; Squamata; Gekkonidae
Gene: LETMD1
Product: LETM1 domain containing 1
Exons: 9
Coding region: 154-1236 (360 amino acids)
Biological process (GO): intracellular monoatomic cation homeostasis
Cellular component (GO): mitochondrial inner membrane
Molecular function (GO): ribosome binding
Source: RefSeq, a predicted model, not a curated record